This is a messenger RNA of Mus caroli (Ryukyu mouse), 1178 nucleotides long. It is a transcript of the gene Pdcd2l, whose product is annotated as programmed cell death 2 like. Gene Ontology annotation, biological process: apoptotic process. The record is from RefSeq and is a predicted model, not a curated record. Gene Ontology annotation, cellular component: cytoplasm. NCBI's taxonomy places the organism in Eukaryota, Metazoa, Chordata, Mammalia, Rodentia, Muridae.
UCGCGCUGUCACGUGGAAGCCCAGUUGUUAUGGCGGCCGAUCGGAAGCCUGUACUCCUGGGACUUCGAGACACGGCGGUGAAGGGCUGCCCCAAAGGGCCCUCCGCCUGGACCGCUAGCAAGCUGGGUGGCGUUCCGGACGCCCUGCCGGCCGUUACCACUCCGGGGCCGCAGUGUGGCCGCUGCGCACAGCCGCUCACGCUCGUCGUGCAGGUGUACUGCCCGCUGGACGGCUCCCCGUUCCAUCGGCUUCUGUACGUGUUCGCCUGUGCUCGCCCAGGCUGCGGCAACAGCCACACGCGCAGCUGGAAGGUGUUCCGUUCCCAGUGCCUGCAAGUGCCAGAGAAGGAGACUUGGAACGCGCAGAAACAGAGCGAUGGCCUUGCAGCUGAGAAUUGGUGUGAAGGCUCACAAGACUGGGGAAGUGACACUGAGGAGACGUCUCCACCACCACCCGCCUCAGAUUUGCGAAGUGACUCUAAUGAUGUCAGAGCACUAGACUGGACUGAGAAGCUCCAAGCUCUUCACCUUCAGGACACUGCCCUGGCUGUUACCUGCCCUUCUCCUUCAAGGGAAGGGCUGACAGUCCUCACUGCAGUGCCACAGUUCCAGCCCUAUUAUAUCUGUGUGGCUGAAGAGGAGGAUUAUGGCAGCGACGUGGAUCUUGAUCAUGCACACAGCCUUCUGCAGGAGUACCAGCGGAGAGAAGGGGUGGACAUGGAGCAGCUGCUUUCCCUAGGCUCUAGGGACGGGGAUGAAAAGUACGAGAAGACCACAGUUAGCAGUGGGGAUCCAACGUUUUAUAGGUUCAUGAAGAGAAUUGCUGCUUGCCAGGAGCAGAUUUUGAGGUAUUCGUGGAGUGGAGAGCCUCUCUUUCUGUCCUGCCCCACAUUUGAAGUCAGUGAGGUCCCAGCCUGCAGUGGCUGUGGAGGCCAGAGGACGUUUGAGUUUCAGCUUAUGCCAGCACUGGUCAGCAUGCUCAGCAGUGCUAAUCUAGGUCUUACCGUGGAAUUUGGAACGAUUCUCGUUUACACAUGUAAACAGAGUUGCUGGCCUCCAAAUCAGCAGAUGCCCAUGGAAGAAUUCUGUGUUAUACAAGAAGACCCAGAUGAAUUUUUAUUUAAGUAAAACACUUUGUCUUAUUUAUACAAAUUAAAGAAAAUUUUCAUAUUCAUAUAU